AUGAAAUUGAAUGAUAUUAUUCAACUUUUGAGAAUUAAACCAAAGGAUUAUACUGGAAAAAUGAUACGAGUUGCCAAAUUGUAUGGUCCACGUGAUAUCAGGCUUGAUUUUGUUGAAGAAAAAACUAUUCGAGAUGAAGAGGUUAGAAUCGAGGUGCAUUAUUGUGGUAUUACGAUGACCGAUUUGUUGCUGUGGGCUAAUGAACAUAAAAGAAUUGUUGAUAAAGAAACGAUUCUUGGAUUUGAAGCAGCAGGUAAAAUUGUGGAAAUAGGUAAAUUGGCACAGGAAAAAAUUCAUUGUUAUUGGGGUGAAGAGGUAUUGGUUCACAUUUAUCCGAAACUUGGUGCAUUCGCGGAAACCUGUAUUGUUCAUCCAGAGAACAUAUUUAGUCUUGGAAAAAAGAAAAAUUUAUCAAUGAAAGACGCGGCGAGUUUAACCGACGAUUAUUUCUCGCCAUUUUUAAUCCUUGGUCGUCGAACUCAAUUAAAAAAAGACGAAUAUCUUUUAAUUAAUACGAAUUCCAUGUUCUCCGCAAUGGCCGCCAUUAAUAUCGCAGCAUGCAUCUUUCAAGCUAAGCCAAUUAUUGUUUGCGAUAGUUCGACGUUGUUCGAGUCUAGUAUCGAUCUUGGUGCUGUUGCAAUUAUCGAUAGAAAUAGAUGUGAACUCAGCGACAAAUUAGAACAAAUUACUGGCAAAAGAGAUGUUCGUUUAAUUAUCGAUACGAUUGGUGGAACUGAUUUUGAAAAUCUUCUUAAAUGUUUGGAACACGAAGGAACAGUUGCUUUUCUCGAUUAUGCGAGAGAUUCGAAGUAUCCAUAUCCAUAUAUUUUCCCAUUGAAUUAUAACAUCUUAACACUUGCAAUGGAACAUUAUAAAAAUGGCGAUCCUUUUAUAUAUAGGCUAGUUGUCGAUAUUUAUUAA
Polistes dominula (European paper wasp) is the source of this 921-nucleotide messenger RNA. Its product is annotated as protein Cryzl2. NCBI's taxonomy places the organism in Eukaryota, Metazoa, Arthropoda, Insecta, Hymenoptera, Vespidae. The record is from RefSeq and is a predicted model, not a curated record.